AUGAAUUUGUUAGUCUCAAAUGCAAUUAAGGCUAGACAUUUGCCAAAUAUUCGCAAAUCUAAAAACCAGUUGACUGAAGAAUUGAAAGUUUUAAAUAAUAAGAGUCCAGUUCAGCCACAUAGUCAGUCUUCUGAAAAUACUGAAAUGGAUCGUUUUAUCCCAAAGCAAGAAGAUACUAAAGAUUAUGUUGCUUUAAGAUCAUUUAAAUUUGAAUGGCUCAGCCAGUUUUCUUGGUUAGCUUAUUCUAGCAAAGAAGAUGGAGCUUACUGUCUUCCUUGUACUUUGCUAGGUGCUAGUAUUCCAAAUAAGUCUAGAAUAUUAAAUUUAGUUUUCAAGCCCCAUCAAGAGUGGGGUAAUGCUGUUCGUGAUUAUAGAAAACAUGAGGAAAGUUGUGUUUUAGAUGAAAAACCUAUGCUUUUAUUUAAUGCAUUGCUUUCACGUUGCAACUCCAAAAAUAAUGUUAUUGAGGUUGAUUUAAAUAAUUCUCGUUUGAAACUUCUUUCUGAUAACCAAAAAAAAUUAGUUCCAAUAAUUAAAACAAUAAUAUUUCUUGGUAGAAACGAUCUAGCAUUUCGUGAUGCUAGCAAAUAUCAUCCUGAUAUUGGGGAAUCUUCUACACAAAAAGUUGGAAUUGGUAACUUCAUAAAGCUUUUAAAUUUUUGUGUUGAUGCUGAAUUUAGACUUGAUAUUCAAAAUUGUAGAGGCCAAGGGUAUGACAGUGCGGGUUUUAUGGCAGGUAAAUAUGAAGGAGUUGCUUCUCAAAUAAAAGCUCUUAAUCAUAAAGCUAUAUUUGUUCAUUGUGCAAGCCAUAGACUUAGUUUAGUAGUAGCAGCUGCAUGCCAAGUUCAAAAAAGGAGAUGGGGUUAA
Messenger RNA from Hydra vulgaris (swiftwater hydra), 867 nucleotides. Lineage: Eukaryota; Metazoa; Cnidaria; Hydrozoa; Anthoathecata; Hydridae. The record is from RefSeq and is a predicted model, not a curated record.